UGUAGAGAUUGACGAAGCAAAGAAAAAUGAAAACAUUGACUUCCAUAUUAUUAUAUUAGAAGAAGACUUGAGGCAGGCAUAUGCGAUUUGUCCAUUAGAUGCCGGAGAUUAUUCUGGGUUUUUGAUGGAGGGAGGUUCACAUAAAUAGCAUCCAUCAUCUCUUUGCAACAAACCUGCUUCUCUAUCUCUUCUCUUUCAUCAAUCCAAAAGUUGUUGGGGGAAGACAGUCACCACAAGAACUUGUGAAACUCUCUAGUGAUGGCUAGGAAUCAGUUAGGAGUGCUUAAUGCACUUGAUUUGGCAAAGACACAAUGGUACCAUUUCACUGCAAUCAUAAUUGCUGGAAUGGGUUUCUUCACAGAUGCAUACGAUCUUUUCUCCAUUUCACUUGUUACUAAAUUACUUGGUCGUAUAUACUACCAUGUCGAUGGGGCAGCAAAGCCUGGCACGCUGCCUCCCAACGUUGCAGCAGCAGUUAAUGGCGUGGCGUUUUGUGGUACUUUAGCUGGCCAGCUCUUCUUUGGAUGGCUUGGUGACAAAUUAGGCAGGAAGAAGGUCUAUGGAAUGACCCUUAUGCUUAUGGUGGUCUGUUCCGUUGCCUCAGGACUUUCCUUUGGACAUUCUGCAAAGGGUGUCAUAGCCACACUCUGUUUCUUCAGAUUUUGGCUUGGUUUUGGGAUUGGAGGUGACUACCCUCUCUCUGCAACAAUCAUGUCCGAAUAUGCUAAUAAAAAGACUCGUGGGGCAUUUAUCGCCGCAGUGUUUGCAAUGCAAGGAUUUGGAAUUCUAACUGGUGGGAUUGUUGCUCUGAUUGUGUCAGCGGCCUUUGAUCAUGCCUACAGCGCCCCUACUUAUGAAGUUAAUCCAUUAGGCUCAACCGUGCCGGAAGCAGACUAUGUUUGGCGAAUCAUUUUGAUGUUUGGAGCUGUACCAGCAGCCAUGACUUACUACUGGCGAAUGAAGAUGCCUGAGACAGCUCGUUACACAGCUCUCGUUGCAAAGAAUGCGAAGCAGGCAGCUUCAGACAUGUCUAGAGUACUGCAGGUGGAGCUUGAAGCAGAAGAGCAGAAGGUAGAGCAGAUAUCUCAUGACCCAUCCAAUUCAUUUGGUCUUUUCACCAAGGAAUUUGCCCGUAGACAUGGGCUUCACUUGCUUGGAACCACUGUCUGCUGGUUCUUGCUGGACAUAGGAUAUUACAGUUCAAAUCUUUUCCAGAAGGAUAUCUUUAGCGCAAUCGGUUGGAUUCCAGCUGCACAGACCAUGAAUGCAAUUCAUGAAGUAUAUGUGGUUGCCAGAGCACAAACACUUAUUGCCUUAUGUGGCACAGUUCCUGGAUAUUGGUUCACAGUGGCUCUCAUUGAUCGUAUAGGGAGGUUUUUCAUCCAAGUGAUGGGUUUUUUCUUCAUGACUGUAUUUAUGUUUGCUCUGGCAAUACCUUAUCAUCACUGGACUUUGAAGGAGAACAGGAUUGGGUUCCUGAUCAUGUACUCGUUGACAUUUUUCUUCGCCAAUUUUGGACCAAAUGCCACCACAUUCGUUGUUCCAGCAGAGAUUUUCCCUGCAAGGCUAAGGUCAACUUGCCAUGGAAUAUCUGCAGCUUGUGGAAAGGCUGGGGCUAUUGUCGGUGCAUUUGGGUUCCUCUAUGCUGCACAGCCCACAGACCCUGCAAAGACUGAAGCUGGCUACCCACCUGGCAUUGGAGUGAAAAAUUCGCUUAUCGUGCUUGGUGUGAUCAACUUCUUUGGAAUCUUGUUCACAUUAUUGGUGCCAGAAUCGAAAGGAAAGUCCCUGGAAGAGCUUACAGGAGAAAACGAGGAUGAAGCACCAGAAACCUCUUCGAGUAGGACAGUGCCAGUAGUAUGAAUAUGAUUUGGCUUCACCAAACAACUUCAUCAGAUGAAAUUAUGUUAUUAGAAAAUUUGUAAAAUUUUAAGUGCUUCUCACUCCUCAAGUUUUUUUCUGCUUCUAUUCUGUGUAUUGAAUAAUUAUUGACAGUGUAUUUAAAUGUGAUGUAAUACUUGUUUCCUUCAA
Messenger RNA from Hevea brasiliensis (rubber tree), 2031 nucleotides. Its product is annotated as inorganic phosphate transporter 1-4. Gene Ontology annotation, cellular component: membrane. Bases 259 to 1863 code for a protein of 534 amino acids. The record is from RefSeq and is a predicted model, not a curated record. NCBI's taxonomy places the organism in Eukaryota, Viridiplantae, Streptophyta, Magnoliopsida, Malpighiales, Euphorbiaceae. Gene Ontology annotation, molecular function: phosphate transmembrane transporter activity. The transcript is spliced from 2 exons. Gene Ontology annotation, biological process: phosphate ion transport; transmembrane transport.